Molecule: messenger RNA, 8718 nt
Organism: Scaptodrosophila lebanonensis
Lineage: Eukaryota; Metazoa; Arthropoda; Insecta; Diptera; Drosophilidae
Exons: 11
Coding region: 136-8490 (2784 amino acids)
Molecular function (GO): RNA polymerase II general transcription initiation factor activity; protein binding
Source: RefSeq, a predicted model, not a curated record
CAAUCUGUGGUAAAUAACUUCAAUGGAAGCAAUAGGAAAGCAACAGGUGAGAAAACUAAGGAACGCGAUUCGAAAACUGACAGCCCAGUAGCAGCGUUUCGAAAAAAUGUACUCACUGGAGAUCCCAAAAAGACUAUGAGCAACGACUGUUUGGAGAGAAAUAGUAAAGCUGGCAUUGAACUGAAUCCGGAAGCGAGCGCCUCUGGAUCGGCGUUUAAGAAAAAUAGAGCGAGUGCACAAGCCAAAAAGGCAGAGGGAAAUGCUGUUGUUGGGAGAAACAUAAAAGACACAAUUAAAGAGCUUAACCAGGGACCAAGAACCUCGGCGGCUACGCGUAAGAAAGACGAAAUAAAUAAGAACUCCCAAACUAAACUAGCAAUGAAAGUUGUAAAAAUUAAAAAGACUGGCGCUGAAAGGGCUAAAGAAUCAGAUCCAAAAGCAGCUACCUGCGGUACACCGUAUGCACAACCCUUGGUCACCGAGAAAGGCAAAAAGCCCGGGGUAACUGAAACUACUGCGGAAACGAAAAACCAGCCCAGUUGGGCCACAAAUAAUAAGUCCAAGGACUCUAAGAAGGACACAACCCAUACGCCAGUGAAUCUACCAAACAAAAGCCUUAAGAAGAAAACUAAAAAACUGAUCGCCAGUCUUGAUCCAGACUCAUUAACCUCCACAGAAAAUGACAUUACAUUGAAAACAUUAUCUAAGACAAAUAAGAACACAAUUGGUGAAGAUGUUUUUCAUCAAGGACUGGAUAAUUUUAGCUCCUUUUCAGUGGCCACAAAUUAUAUUGAAACAGAACCAAAAGUGACCUUUUUAGAAUGUGAUAAAAACAGCUUUGAUAAUAGCGACGAGCUAUCUUCCUGGAAUGCUCACAUGGCCGAUAUGGAGUUAUUCCAUUUCGAAAGUCAAAUGAAAGAUUGCGCCCAAAAAAUGCAAAUUUCGGAAAAUCAAGCUUCUUCCAUAUUAGACGACGAUAAUGGAGAAUUUAGCGAAGAAUUCCGCUUCUAUCUGAAACAAUCAAGCAAAGCUGUUAGACAUCCUAGUCCCACCGAACUUAGUUGUAAGUUAGCAAAACCAAUGUCAGAGGAAAUCGUAAAAGAACUUGAUGUUGACACCCUGCUAGAAAGUUCUAAGGAGAAUACUAAAAAUUCGAAUGAAGAUAAAAUCUCGUUAUAUUUUGAUGAUAUUUUAGACGAAGAAAUUGGAUGUACCUCAAUUUUCGAUGAUAUCUUUGACAAUGAAAAACAAGCUGAAUUGCAAAGAGAUGAUGGUUUUAAAUUCUCAGAUUCGCCAAAUCAAGGGAAAAUAAAAAGUUGGUUUGAAGAAGUUGCCAGAGAAGAAAAGGAAGCAACUGACAAGCUGAAGACUUUGAAGAUGACAGAAAAAUCGACAGACAAUGAAAUAAAAGAACCCAUUCUUAAAAAAAAUAAGCGAAAAAUUUCCCCUAACAGCGGAGGUGAUAGUUCUUCAAGAGGCACUUCUAUUUUAGAUGAUAUAUAUGACAAAGAGAAUAAUCCAUUUACUUCAGACACAAUGGAGACAGAGACUGAAAAUGUAUUUUUAGAUAAUAUUCCUAAAGAUAAUGUCUGUGAUAUCUCCGAAAUAGGUAUUAUGUUGUCUGAGCAGGAAGCUCAAGACAGGAGACACUAUGAACAACAUUUUUCAAAGUUAAGCCAAAAUAAAAUAGAAGAGAGCUACGGCGAUUCAUCAAAAUGUGUAAAUGACAUAGCAGAGGAAUAUUCAUGUGUGGAAGAAUCAGCCGAUGCUGUUUUUCGCAAAACAUUUAAUGAGACAGAAGAAGAACCCACAGAAAAUAUAUCCGAUGCUUUGCAUGAUGAGAUAGUUCUCGACAACUUUGUACAUGAAAAGGAUACGGAUUUAGAUCGUCCAAAGAAUGUUGUUCCCGAAAUAUUAACUGUGGAAGAGAAACUUAAUCAAAAAUUAUUGAGCUCGCAGAUGGAAGUUACAGUCGAAGUGGACAGAUCAAUAAAUAGAUAUGAUGAAAAUACUAAUGAUAAAAGAGCGGGCACAUUUGAUGCUUUAUCUAAAAUGAAUACUAAGGAAGAAACAUUACAAAGCAAAGAACAUGAAGAUAAAGUGGAUUCUGUUUUGAAGGACAUUUUAGAUGAGAAAAAUAAUGUUUUAAUAGAGCGCUAUCCAGAUGACACUUUAGAAUCGACGACUGAAUCACUUAUCCCAAGCUCAAAAAAUGCUGGAAUAGCAAAAGACGACACUGAUUUUGACAAAUCAUUUAGCAUAAACGAUAAAACGCAUGGCUAUAAUAAUAAAUAUUUCACAGAUACAGAAACCCUAAAUGAACAACCAUGCUGCUGGGAUGAAAUCAAUUUAGAUUCUAUUUCUACCUAUAUUCCAGAAGAGGGAGAAGAAGAAAGCCCUAUUUCGGACCACUUCUUCGAAGAAGACGACCCAAAACAAGAUGAUGUAUCAACUGGACACAAUAAUAAAGAUGGCAACCAGGACACGAGAAUGGAAGCAACUAUGCCAAGAUUAUUCCAAGCUAGAACAAAAAAAUAUAACAUUAAUUCUGAUAACGCCGAUGUAAUUUCCUAUAAUAUUUUAGAAAAGGAAAGCGAUGAAAGCCCAAUUGUGGAGAAUAGGUUUGUACACCCAGAAGAAUGUCAUUAUCAAGAUGACGAAACUUCUGGAACAGAACAAGAUUACAUUGAUUUGGAAAACUCAUGCAGCCUAAGCGACACAACUUCUGAAAAUAAUAUCACAGAUAUUGAAGAAUUUGAUGAUUCCAGUAAUAUGGAAACAGAAAACCCAGAAGAAAAAAAAUUAAGUUUGGAUGAAGUUAAUUUAGAUGUGGACAGAGCGGACGAUUUUAUUUCCAGUGAUAUGUUAAAAACUCGAAACGAAGAAAGAGCCAUUUUGGAAAGCUACUUUAAUGAUGAACAGCCCAUAAGCAAUGAUAAUUAUACCAAAUACCAUAAUCAAUAUGACAGUCAAGAUGUGCGAAUUAAAGCAGUAACCCCACAAUUAAAACAUAUUGAGGUAGCAUUAGGUAGCAUUAAUUUAAACAGCUCCUCGAACGGUAAUGAGAAAAUUUUUGAUGCUGCUUACUCAGUAGAAUGUCAAGAGGAUGAUACUUCUGGAACAGAACAAGAUUACAUUGAUUUGGAAAACUCAUGCAGCCUAAGCGAUACAACUUCUGAAAAAAAUAGCACAGAUUUUGAAGAAUGUGAUGAUGCUCGUAGAACGGAAACAGAAAACCUAGAAGAAAAAAAGUUAAGUUUGGAUGAAGUUAAUUUAGAUGUGGACAGAGCGGACGAUUUUAUUUCCAAUGAUAUUUUAGAAGCUCGAAAAGAAGAAAGAGCCAUUUUGGAAAGCUACUUUAAUGAUGAACAGCCCAUAAGCAAUGAUAAUUCUACCCAAUACUAUAAUCAAUAUGACAGUCAAGAAGUGCGAAUUAGAGCAGUAACCCCACAAUUAAAACAUAUUGAGGUAGCAUUAGGUAACAUUAAUUUAAACAGCUCCUCGAACGAUAAUGAUAAAAUUUUUGAUGCUGCACACUCAGCAGAAUGUCCAGAUGACGAAACUUCUGGAACAGAACAAGAUUACAUUGAUUUGGAAAACUCAUGCAGCCUAAGCGAUACAACUUCUGAAAAUAAUAGCACAGAUUUUGAAAAAUUUUAUGAUACUGGCUGUAUUAAAACAGAAAUCCCAGAAGAAAAAAAAUUAAGUUUGGAUGAAGUUAAUUUAGAUGUGGAUAGAGCGGACGAUUUUAUUUCCAAUGAUAUGUUAAAAACUCGAAACGAAGAAAGAGCCAUUUUGGAAAGCUACUUUAAUGAUGAACAGCCCAUAAGCAAUGAUAAUUCUACCAAAUACCAUAAUCAAUAUGACAGUCAAGAUGUGCGAAUUAAAGCAGUAACCCCACAAUAUAAUAAUGAAUAUAUCCCUAAAAGCAUUGCCGAAGAAGAAAGCCUAAAAGACAACUCGCUGAGCUCAGAAGAGGCUCCUUUAGAUACGGAAAAUGAAAAUAAUUAUUCCACCAUUGGUGACAGCGGCAUCGAAGUUACGAACCUAACAGAAAGUGACAUUUCCAGAGAACUCUGUAAUGCAGAAAUAAUGAAUGUUUUACAAAAGCCCAGGGUGGAAAAAGAAACCCUAAAGGAAGGAACUUUAAACCUUAAUGAUCUAAAUUUAUAUGCAAAAAGGGAACUCGAUUCUGUUUUUAGGGAAAUUUUAGGAGAGGAAAUGGAAGAGAGUGGUAUUAUGGACAGCUACUUCGAAGAUAUUGAAAAUGAAUUUCCACCAGAUGAUGAGUCAGAUCAGAAAGAUAAAUUAAUGCAUUCGGAUGAUUCUACUGCAUUAAUGGACGCUUCACCUAAAGAGAGUGGCGAAGAAGUCGGCCGAAAGCAGAUGGCACUGGGCUUGGAAGAAUCUUACCCAGUUGAAGAAAAAACAGUUGGUACUAAUCAACAUUUAGAUAAAAUAAAUCAAAGUACAAUUCCAGAUAAAGCACACGACCUAAAAGCUCCUAAAGAUAAGGCCCAUGUAGAUUGUGCAGAAUUCUAUAAUUCAGAUGACAGCUCUAGAGAGAUAUCAAUGGAGAACUUCGACAUAUACAACUUCUUGCACGGAAAGGAAAGUACAUCUGAAAAUGAAAAUUUGGCCUCAAAUGCUUUUACUGACGAAUUUAAAGCGAAAGAAGCUUUAAAUGAAAAAACUUUCGACUUGACAGAAGUCAACUGUGUCGAAAAGGCAAUUGAUGCUGCUGUGCAGGGAAUUUUGAAUGCAACGAAAGUAGGAUGCGUCCCAUCGAAGUUAUUUGGGUCUCCGACUACAAUAGAGAAUGAAGUAGCUAUUUCUGAUAAAGAACAUAACGAGAUUCCAACGAAAAAGCUGGAUAAAUCAAAAACUGAAACCCCAAACGAUAUAGUUUCACAACUGAAUAAAAUGGUCAAUGUUGCUGAAUUGGAUCAAAUGGAUGAGAAAAUUCAUAAAGAGUCCGAAUAUGCGGAUAAGGUUAAAGAUUCAGAUAAAAGUACUGACGUAAAUGAUAAUGAAAACUUCCCAUUGCACAACAAUUUAAAUGAAUUAUCACAAGGAAUUGGUAUUUUCAACAUUCAUGAUGAAUCUUCAUGUACAAAUGGUAUGUCAGAUGAUUUUAAUCCAAAUGCAUUAUAUACGCAAUUCGCCGAUUUUGGUGGCAGGACAUUAACAUCUUAUCGAUUAGAGGAAGACACAUCGUUGAAGAACUUGAAUCUAGACGAUCUCUUAGUUGGUGAUGACGGACAUACAGAAAUUGAGAAUUUCGAUAUUGACGAAAUUUUGAAUACCUUACCAAGCUCGAGUUUAGACCAUUUGAAUUCGCAAGAUAAAAGCAAAGUCGGAAAUUCUGAAGACGCAAGUCCGAGAGCAGCAGAGUCAGUUCAAAGUCCUAUAAAAAGUCAACUUUUUGCAGAAGAACUAUUGAAUGAGGAACCAGAAGAUUGGGAAACCUCAAAAGCUUUAGAUGACUACUUAGUAUCCCAAGGUUUCAAAGUAAAGUGUAAUUCACCAGCGGCACCAGAUAUAUCAGAUUACAGUGAUAGUAGCUCUUAUGAGUUAAGUGAUUUCUCCGACGAUAAAGAAGGCAAUUAUAGUUUAAAUGAUUUAUUAAACGCGCGAUAUAAAACUGUAAAUUCUGAAUGUUUCGCCAAAGAGGGAAAUAAACAAGAGAUAAGUUCAGCUUUAUGUGAAAAUACAUCUGACAAAGAGAUUUGCGUCAACACAACGUCAACCGAGAUGAAACGACUGUCUAAUGCCGAAGAUUCCGAUUCACUUAGCUAUGCGUCUUCCAUAUCGGAAAUCUCAAGCUUUGAGAAAAUGUCCAGUGAAAGUUUUUCUGCUGCCGAAUCAGUGGCCGCCAUCAACCAGGAGAGAGAGUCAAUGCAAGUAAAUAAUGUUAAUUGUGAAGUUGAAGGAUCUUCCCAUGAAUUGAAUGAAGAAAUGCAAACAACUGCAGGCACUCCACAACUACCCCAUCAACAAGAGCAGGAAGUAGAAGCGAUUGAUAAUUCUCCAGAAUGCGAGCUUGGUUUGGAAAAACAACGGACAGCCGCUAUAGAGAAAGAUGCCGGCGAUACCUCCGACAGUAGUUCCAGUUCCACAAGUGGUUCAUCAAUCUCAUCUCAAAAUAAAAGCGAGAGCGACAAUUUGUCUAUAACCGAAAUGAAGAGCAGCGCAAAUGAGCAAGGAAUUUUGGCAUUAUUUGCUCAGAACUAUACCGCCAACCCAUCAGAGUUUAUAGAAAAAUUCAAUUUGCUGGAUGCUGAAUCGGAUCAAAUAAGUUCAUCUGCCGACCGAGUCCGUCCAAAAAAAUCUAAGCGCAUUGGCAAGAAAUCACAUCAUAAAGAAUCUAUGGAAUCAAACGAGAGCUUAUCGGCAUCAAGUGGUACUGAAGAUUCCAACUCGGAUGAUGAUAUUAAUGUGGAGGCAAUUAAAAUACGGGCCCAAUAUCAUGAUGGGCGUGACUUUUACGAAGAAGAUCGACUGAUAGACUACGAUAAUUCAAAUUUAGUAUUCGCAGUCGCGCCACUAGACAAGGACAAGCUCCACGGCUACACAAAACUCUUUAAUGCCAUUGUCGAUAUGAUGGAGGUGGCACCAUAUAGAUUCAUGUAUGAAGUCUCAACCUUGCGGUAUCCAAUAUUGGCAAUAACCUAUUUGCGAAUUAUAGCUGGCAGUGAACACCAGAGGGGUAAACGCAUUUUGGAGAGCCUACUGUGGCACUUUGAUGAAUCGUAUACGGGUCGAAUAGAUAAACUCAAAGAAAUACAAGCCCCGGAAGAGUUGACACAGAGAGCUCGAAACAUAAUCAGUGGAUCCGAAAAAGUGAAAAUCUAUAUGUCCCACAAUUCAUAUCGCUACUGUCUGUUUCAUAUGCAGAACUGGGAGCUCUCGCAACGGGAACUACUUGCCAUGCACUGCGAUCUGAUUACCUAUAAGGACCCGGAUGUACCAAAGCAUCGACCACGCAUAGGUGCGGGAACUCUACCUACGAUGUUCUAUGCAGUCCCCGAACCCCCCCACAAAAAGGAGACCCAUCGUCAAAUCCUUCGCGGUCGGCGUUAUCGCAGAAACGAGCCGCUGCCUCCCGUAAACGAACACUUGCCCGUGGGAGAUCGCGUCUUUAUUCCCAUACCCAAACGAAUGGAUCUGUUGCGUCUGCGGAAUGAUGAACGUAACUGUGUUACGCUGAAUCGGAAUAGUCUGCCCUCAGUCUAUAUGUAUUCAGUGGAGAAUAGUGAGUCUGAGAAGGUCCUUUGCGCAGCGUUUUCGGAGAACGAUACCAUGCUGGGAAUUGGAACCUUAUCUUCAAACAUCCACAUAUACUCAUUGACACCCUCUAAGCUGGUCCAGCUGAAAUCAGCCUGUUGGCUUAAGGUGCUCGACACUGGCAUGGCGGGCGUUGACAAGAACAUGCUGGAGCCCGAGACGAAGAACACACGGCGCACAAUGUGUGGCCAUCAGGGGCCAGUGUAUGGCUGCGUCUUUUCCCCGGACAACCGGUUCAUUCUGUCCUGCUCAGACGAUCGCACUGCUCGUCUAUGGUGCCUUCUCUCCUGGACCUGUGUAGUCAUCUAUCCAGGCCACAUGUCCUUCGUUUCCUGCAUAAGUUAUGCCCCCUAUGGAUAUUACUUCGCCACCGGCUCCAACGAUCGCACCGCUCGCAUCUGGACGCAGGACAGAACCCAAUCGGUGCACGUGCUUAGCGGGCAUCUCGGCGAUGUAACUUGCUGCAUCUUCCAUCCCAAUACGCACUACCUGGCCACAGGAUCGGAGGACUGUACAGUACGCAUUUGGGAUAUUACUCGGGCUGUGCAGAUUCGUUUGCUCAUCGGACACAAGGACGUGGUGAGGUGCUUGGCAUUUUCGAAGUGUGGACGUUUCUUGGUAUCUGGCGCCUUCGACAGCUAUGUGAUUGUAUGGGACACGGCCAUGGAGAGACUGGCCAGAUGCUUGUCCCACCACACAGCUGUGAUCAAGACAAUCGAAUUCUCGAUGGACAACAAUAUCUUUUUGGUGGGUGGUCACGACGGCUUACUUAGCAUUUGGGACUUUGCUGCCAUUGUUAAGGACUAUGAGCCACCGAAGCUGAAUCACAAGUAUUGGCGCAGCUUCUUGGAGCUUGGGGAAGAGCCAGAUCCCAAUUAUUCCUUGACUAACGAUGAAGUAUUCGUCAUCUCAUAUCCCGCCAAGAGUGCGGUUUUCUGGAAAAUCCGUGUAACCCGUAGAAACUUUGUCUUAGCUUGUUCUAGUGGCAUAAAGGAGCCCGAGAAGGUCGCCAAGGAGGGUGUUACGGCGAAAAAGGAGAGCAAAUAUACCGACUGGUUGACGCAUUUAGACAUCAUGAAACUUAAGGCUUGUUUUGAGGAAACAGCUGAGGCCAAGCCCACACAGCAGCAUCAGCCUGAACUUUCAAAGAGUUCAGAAGAGCUAAAUGACUUGGAAAAAAUCUUCCAGCAAUAUGAAGAGUGAAGCAUCAACUGAAGAAUUGUUGCCAAAAAGAAAGCCAAAAUAAGUGACUAAAUUCCUAAUCCAAAUUGUUUUAGUUGUUGGUGUACAAGUAUACCUCCUAACUACAAUAAAUACAACAUAUGCCUAGAACUUUUGUAAAUUUAGUUUUGCGUUUCUAAGAGUCUACGAUUUUAGAUGUUAUUCGAAGCGUCAAAAUAGCACUUAAUACUUGAUUUAUACGAGUUUAUU